AUGAAAUACCCAACAUUUGUGCCCCUGCUGUUCACUGAGAAGGUUCGAGUCAAGAAGAUGGAACGCAAGUGGCUGCGGAUGCUGUUUUGGAUCAGAAGGGAGGAGUUUAUUCAAAGAGAAACUUGCUCACAAAUUGUUGAGAAAAUCCAGGCAGAAUGCGCGGUUACUUUGUGCGGCUUGGCUUUGCCUUUGGAGCUAGAUGCUUCAAACGAGAGAGUGAAAUUAGACCUGCAAGUUCUGUCUGAGCACACAUCUCCAGCGUAUGUCUUACAAAUUGGAGGCUUACAUGAGCCACCCAAACUCAAGGAAGCAGUUGGUGGUGCAGUGGUAGACACCCUCUUGGACAUCUAUGUGGCUCAUGGUGGAAAGUAUGACAGGUUGCAGUUGGGCCACUCCAAGCAAUUGAGCGCUUCCACUGUCACGGAUGAGAUCAAGCAGUGUUUGCGAAAGCGACACCUGGCACAAAAGCUUUGCCAGGAGGAGCAGGAGACAAAAGACUCCUCAGUGGACAACCUACUGGAAGCUUUUCAGAGUUGCAGAGGGAAAGUGCUUGAGACUAAAAACCUCAGAAUAGCAGCUGGCUACAGAACUUUGGCCUGCUAUCUCUUGCAAUCACAUGGGUACGAGCAAAUGGAAGUUUGGCCUGAGGAUGCAGACCACAGUGCGAUCCUGGUUGAUUUGAUACUGCAACACGAUGGUGGCGUGGAGAGCAUGAAGGGCGUGCUGAGCAAAGCAGUUGAAGAAGAUUUACGGGGGAGAGAUUGGAAGUCCUUUUUGUCUAGCUUGUGUGAAAAGCAGUCAAUGCCAAAUCUGCUGCAGGCUUGGCGUAGCAAAGGCCUUCCAGAUGGGACAGCUUUGGAAAUGUUGGUCGGCUUGGGCAGACUUGAAGCUGCAGCAGAGAGCGCGUGUGAGGGCCUUGCUGAGGAUAUCAAGGAAGCUGCUGUAGAGAAGCUGCAGCAGCGGAAGAGGUCCAAGCUGGCCUGGACUUUGAAGAGGUGUGCAGACACACAUGGGUUACCAAGUGAAGUUGAGGAAAUGAUAGCAAAGGUCAUCAUUGAUCUCACUGAGGGGGAAAGCUCGACUUUCAGAAGGGCAGAACCUGUGGACUUUUCUGACCUUGCUGAGACCAUGCGGGUGGCAGUGGAAGCUGUCAAUGAAGAGGUGGCUGUAAGCCUUGAAGAUGUGCGCCGACACAACCAAUCCCUAUUGUCAGAGCUGGCCAAUGGUAGCAUUAAGGCUGAGGAGUGUGAGGACGGCUUGCUAGAGGAGCCAAAACCGGUAAGUUUGAAGAGCAUACCAAACAUGGUGCGCUCUCUCAAGAAGAAGUAUGGCUUCAGCCGUCAGAAGGUUAACACCGCCGGCACGUACCUGGAACCCGAUGACCCUGUGAUGCUAGAGAGUUUAGCACGAUUCCAGAAGUACCGUCAAGAUGAGCAAAUACCCCUGGAACUGACGCUCAACUAUGACCAGACUUGGGUGCAGCCAUGGAGAUCUAGCAAGGCAAUUACCAUGCGAAAGCAAAGCAAAAAGUCAGGUAGAAAAGCUGUGACAAGGGUGACAGCAAUAUCUGGAGCUCGAGCUGGUAUAACCAUGGUGACAAGUUCUUGGGCAUGCGGCCAAAGGGGGCCUCUAUUCAUCUGCGUUGGGAAGGGCGCAGUGAAAGAAUCCUUUGUGACUGAGCUGAACCAAAAGUAUGAGGGCGAGGUGAUGCUCAUACGGAAUGACUCCAAGACUCAUUUCAUGAACUCGGAGUCAACCCUGGUGAUGUAUCAAGAGUUGCUCACAAAGGCGUUCCAGAAGCAGCGGGAAAAACAUCACAUGGAAUCCCAGAGAGGGCUAUUGGUGGCCGACGGCUUCACCGGCAACUACAGCAAUCACUCGGGGCUGGGCCUUCUGCGCCACAAGUGGGCUGCUCUGAACAACAUCCGCUUGCCGUCAGUGGAGCCGGGGGGUUGGUCAGCCCACGGCCAACCCCAGGAUCAAAUCCACGGGUUCUUCAAGUCCAUGAACGAUGCAAGCGCCCAAAAAGAACUGCAAUUCAGCAAGCUGCAGAUUGGAACUUCUGGGCAGUCCUACAAGAAGGCCUCUGUGGACAGCUGUAUCCAGUUGGUUGUGGACAACUGGUUGCAAUUUCCAUCUAUUCUCUUGCAGAAGGCUUGGGUCAGGACCAGGCAUGUCUCUUUGGAAGAGAUGAAAGCCAUGAAUGGCUCCACUGAUGAUGACUUUGCUCAAUCAGAGCAGUGGUGCGACCCAUCAGGCCUUGCAGGCGUUCUGGGAUAUGAAGGAGCUUCGGCCCCCAAUGCAGAUGACAUGGAAUUGAACCAAGUGGACAGGAAAGUGCUCUUGUGGGAGAUCAAGAACCCGGACACUGACCAGUGGGCCUUGCUGCCAGCUUCCCUAGUGUUCAGUUUGGAGAAACGGUUGGCCAACUAUGUGCACCAGGUUGCCCAGAAGCAGCCCAUGCCAGUUUGGGCCAGUGUUUGCUGGAACACCCGCUUAGCCAAAGAAGCUUCUCCUUCGUGGGUGGCUCAGAAUACUGUGCACUCACCUGGUGGCAAGAGGCACUUCUCCGACAAGAUCUCAAAAAAGGCGUCCAAAGAGCUUGUUUUACUUCAUUUCCAGUGCGACAAGCUCCAGUUGGUGGUUGGAGACGAGGGGAAGGUGAGGCAAUUGAACUAUGUCAUGCUGAACCCGGACAGCGUGGACCCAAGCAUUUCUACCUUUUCAGUGGCAGAUGUGCACAAGCAGUUCGCAG
Messenger RNA from Durusdinium trenchii, 2755 nucleotides. The record is from the annotation of a GenBank genome assembly. Lineage: Eukaryota; Dinophyceae; Suessiales; Symbiodiniaceae.